AUGCAGGCUUGUGGUGGAGCUGCAGUGAUGGGUUCUAUUCAACAGCCCACUUGGACCAAAGGAACAACUUUUCCAAACAAGGGGCUUAGCUUUGGUGGAUAUUCACAUCAAUUAAAACUCAAUUACGUGAAGACCCGUAGAUCUUAUUCUUACAUUGAAGGAAGCUUGGUUGCUGGAAGGCCAUCCUCUUCUGUCUCUGUGCCUUUGCCCGAAAUUGGAGGCGAUGGAAGCAGUUUUAUAGAUAAUGGGUUAAGUGAGGCUGACCCUGAGGUGCGUGGUAUUAUUGAAAAGGAGAAGGAGCGACAGUUCAAGAGCCUUGAGCUUAUUGCCUCAGAAAAUUUUACAUAUCGGGCAGUGAUGGAGGCAGUUGGCUCAUGUCUCACAAACAAGUAUUCGGAAGGAUUACCAGGUAAAAGGUACUAUGGUGGCAAUGAACACAUUGAUGAGCUUGAAACACUAUGCCAAAAAAGGGCACUUGAUGCAUUUCACUUAGAUGGAAAGAAGUGGGGUGUGAAUGUUCAACCAUUAUCUGGUUCUCCUGCAAAUUUUGAGGUUUAUACUGCAGUUCUUAAACCUCAUGACCGUCUCAUGGGUUUGGACUUGUCUCACGGGGGACAUUUGUCUCAUGGUUUCAUGACUCCUAAAAGACGGAUGUAA
Molecule: messenger RNA, 657 nt
Organism: Prunus armeniaca (apricot)
Lineage: Eukaryota; Viridiplantae; Streptophyta; Magnoliopsida; Rosales; Rosaceae
Source: the annotation of a GenBank genome assembly